Messenger RNA from Phytophthora sojae, 1119 nucleotides. RefSeq lists its product as hypothetical. Gene Ontology annotation, cellular component: cytosol; elongator holoenzyme complex; nucleus. The transcript has 4 exons. The record is from RefSeq and is a predicted model, not a curated record. Bases 7 to 1119 code for a protein of 370 amino acids. Gene Ontology annotation, molecular function: tRNA binding. NCBI's taxonomy places the organism in Eukaryota, Oomycota, Peronosporomycetes, Peronosporales, Peronosporaceae. Gene Ontology annotation, biological process: tRNA wobble uridine modification.
GCCAGGAUGGAGGAGUUCCUGCUGCACCACUGCGUCACGUCGGACGCGCCCAAGUCCGGGGACGAUGCCGAAUCUCAAGCUUCGCCUUCAAUCUGGCGGUCCUCGGGGCGAGCGGAGUGCGUCCUGGUGCAAGAAAACCGCCACGCGCAUGGCGCGUCUCGUGUGAUCCUGUCGGCCAUGCUGAAGCUCUUGCUGCAGUCCGCCAAGACGUCCAACGUGCUGCUGCUGACGCUGGAUUCGCCUCACGUGGCUCAAGGAGUUGAAGCCUCAAACAAGUUCACGCACGUCGACUACUCUGCCGACGCUAGCAACUUCCAGUCGUCCAUUGCAGGCUCUCAACUAGUAUCUACAUUGAUGCGUGAUAUUGAGAGUGUUGAAGCGAAAGUCCGCCUGAAGGGAGCGACCUCUGCACGGCCGAUGGUCGUGGUGCUGGACUCGCUGAACGUGCUGUUGCAGCAGACGUCACUGCAACAAGUGCUGCUGUUUCUGCGUCAACUGCGCAGCCACGCGGUCAUUGGGUCGGUGAUCGCGCGUUUGAAUGCCGGUGCGGAGUCUUCUGAAGUCGCGCUAGCGCUUGCGGCUCAGGCGACAGCGUCGGUGUUGGUGGAAACACGUUCGUCGCUACGAUCUUACCCGGUCCUAGCGAAGGAGCGAAGGCGCGAGAUUCCCCAGGGUAUGCACGGGUUUGUGCUGCUGGUCCGACAGAAGAAGAAUGGUCGAAGCAGCGAAACUCUCGAGUACGUUCAUGUGCUCGGUAAACAGAUCGAGUUCGUUGCUGCCGGUGACGUCGACAGCCAGUCUGCCGCGAUGUCAGAGUUUAAGCGGAAAUCUCAACCUGAAGCAAAUCCCAUCACGCCCGAAAACUCUGGCCAAGCCCCACUCCCCGUUCGGCAGGAAGAGGUGAGCUUCAACUUGUCCAUCAGCGCUGUGGAGCAACGCGCGAAAAGCCAAGUCCAACUGCCGUACAUGCACCAAGGCUCUGGUGGUGCUAGCAGCGGGCCAAAUGCAAACAAUUUUGGCAGCAAUGGCCCUGCUGGAGCGAACAACGCACUUUUCUUCAUUGAUGAGGACGACCCGGAUUGGGACGACGAUGAUCUCGAUGACGACUUGGACAUUUAG